Messenger RNA from Amphiprion ocellaris (clown anemonefish), 5241 nucleotides. It is a transcript of the gene dstyk, whose product is annotated as dual serine/threonine and tyrosine protein kinase. Lineage: Eukaryota; Metazoa; Chordata; Actinopteri; Pomacentridae. Gene Ontology annotation, molecular function: protein kinase activity; ATP binding. The record is from RefSeq and is a predicted model, not a curated record. Gene Ontology annotation, biological process: protein phosphorylation. The transcript has 16 exons. Bases 936 to 3713 code for a protein of 925 amino acids.
CUCUCCCUAACUUUGUCGAGUUUCUGUUUGGCUGUGAUUUGAUUGCCUGUCCUCCGCUGUGUGAUUUGGUCCGGACACACCUCGCCUUGCACCACUGCUGCAGGCUCUCGUCUUCAUCUUCCUCACCUCCGAGAGGGGAAGCAGACUCCCGCCGUGUUGCCGUCGCUCCCCGGGGUGGAAGAUGUCCGCUGACUUCUCCGGGCCGGAGCCACUUUAGGGGAAUCUUUUCCCACGGAGCCGUCGGGAAAGCACUAGAGUUUUUUUUUAAGCCGUGCGUAUGCUGUUAUUGUCGCUGAGAGGCAGCUGUCAGAGUCGGGCCCUCUGUGUUGAAUACGGAGCUACAUGGCUGUGGGGCUGAGCUGUGGGGCAUUUAUGUGAAGUGGAGGGUAUGUUUGCUGUGCCAGGCCAAGGUGGGGACGGACAGGAGAUGCCCUCCGGCUAGCAGCGGCGCUAACGGACUACAGCUACGGCGCAAAACACGGAGAACUUUGCGCAUUGGUAGUUAACACAACACCGUGGUAUUGUCAUUCUUCGUCGUUGAGACACUCCUCAGUGUGCAGUCAGUAAAAACUUGGUGCUAACUUAAAGUUUUAGCCAACACAGGAUAAUGAAAUAGCCGCUAUUUUGCUAGAAAAUUCCUCGCGCUUGAAGCACGAUGUUUAGCUAGCUAGCUGUUAGUCAACAUCAACAAUAAAUGGCAACUCCUUCUUCACAAAACACUUGGACUAAAACACUCUUUUAAAUGUUUAUUCAGACGGACAGACAGUGAAUGAAGGUUUUUGAACCGUUUAACAGCCUAGCAAGUUGGUGGACAAGCAUGACAACUUACUAACUAGACGACGAACAAACAGUGAACGUUUGCAUCGAGCAUCUCAACUCAGAUCAGUUUACCACCUGCCUUAUCUAAUAAAUCGCAUCAAGGAAAAGAGAAGACAAUGGAGGGAAAUGUACAGCAGCAGAAAACGACUCCUUUAGCUCGGGAACUUACGAGGAUAUUUAGCAGCUACAACAAACACUCCAUACAGCUGAAGAAGAACCUGAAGGAGACCCAUGUUUUCUUCCGGGAAAUAAGGCAAAACUACAGCAAUGCUUGUGCAUCCACCAUGAGCUUGGACUCUCUGGAGGCAGGCCAGCUUAGCUGCAUCUCUUUCCCUAGUCACGAAGAAGAGUUUCUACGCAACACCGUGGGUGCUUCCCCGUAUAUCCUGGUGCUGGGUCAGGACUGCGCUGCCCGCUACCAGCUGCUCAACUGCCUCCUGGGAGAGAGGCUUUUGCCACUGGGCCCUGAGGCUGGAGAGGCUUGUGAAGGAGUCCAGGGCACCGUCUGCAAGAGGCGGAAGCUUUGUUUUACCCAUGGGAGACAGACGAGGCUCAGCUUGGCACUGCCAGGCCAGUAUGAGCUCGUGCACCAAUUGGUGGCUAACCGUGGCCGCUGGGAUACUGUUCCUAGGGAGGACUUGGAGAUCCAUGAGGAAUGUGAGGACCCAGCACACCGGUUAGCAGAGCUGGAGAUCACCCUGCAUCAUCCGCUGCUUCAGGAAGCAAAGGUCAUGGUGGUGCCUUGCCCAAGUGUCCAGCCAAUUGAAGAGGCCCUGGAAGACUGCACUCGCAAUGUGAUCCCUGUCAUACUCUAUGCCAUCAACCAGGACUCCCUGAGCGCAGAACAGGUGGCUGAGCUGUGGAAGGUUAAAGAGAUGCUCUCGUUCCCCAUCUGUUUUGUUCGCAUCCCUGACACCAUUCCAGCAGCCUCCCCAGAACCUGGACGCCGUGCAGAGAAGGAGAAGGAGAGGGAGAAGAGUGCCCUCCAUAAGCAGCUGCUCUCUCUCGGCUUCCUAAACAGUCCGACAGGAAACUGUUCCUGUGGUGUCCCUACACAGAUGCCCACCCCAGGCGCCAAGCCCCAGAGCAUGCUGGGUGAAGCUUUUGAAAGACUGCAUCGGCUAUUGGUGCCAUUCGCUCGCCAAGUGCUUCAAAACCAGCAGGUGGAAGCUGCCAACCUGCUUAACGGGCUUCACUGUCGAUGUCUAGAUCUUUUCAUUAAUCAGGCCUUUGACAUGCAGAGGGACUUGCAGAUAACACCCCGCAGGCUGGAGUACACCCGUGAGAAAGAGGCUGAGCUCUUCACCUCUCUUAUGGCCAUCGCUAAUCGCAAGCAGGAAGAGAUGAAGGAGAUGAUUGUGGAAACACUCAGCAGCAUGAAAGAGCAGUUGCUAGAGGAUGCUGCCAACCUGGAGUUUACAGACAUCAUUGUAACAACUAAUGGAGAGCCUGUUACGUCAAAGGAGAUAAAAUCCUGCAUCCACCAGAUACAGGAGCUAAUAGUGGUCCGUUUGAAUCAAGCUGUGGCCAAUAAACUCAUCAGCUCUGUGGACUAUCUGAGGGAGAGCUUCGUAGGAACCCUGGAGCGAUGUCUCGACAGUCUGGAGAAGUCUAACUUGGAUUCCUCUGUUCACAACAUUACUUCUAAUCACCUCAAACAGUUAUUAAAUGCUGCCUAUCAUGUGGAAGUCACCUUUCAUUCAGGAUCCUCUGUCACAAGACUUGUAUGGGAGCAAAUCAAACAGAUAAUCCACAGGAUAACAUUUGUGAAUCCUCCUGCCAUCACUCCAGAGUGGAAGCGUAAAGUAGCCCAGGAUGCCAUAGAGAGUCUCAGCGCUGCCAAACUGGCCCGAAGCAUCUGCUCCCAGUUCAGAACCCGACUUAAUAGCUCCCACGAGGCCUUUGCAGCAUCUCUGCGUCAGCUGGAGGAAGGGCAUACAGGCCGUCUGGAGCGCACUGAGGACCUGUGGCUGCGUGUGAGGAAGGAUCACGCCCCUCGGCUGGCCCGCCUGUCUUUGGAGAGCCGCUCCCUUCGGGAUGUGCUGCUGCACGGCAAGCCUAAGCUCGGCAAAGAGUUGGGUCGGGGCCAAUAUGGAGUUGUGUACUUGUGUGACAAUUGGGGCGGACACUACCCGUGUGCUCUGAAGUCUGUGGUACCACCUGAUGAUAAACACUGGAACGACCUGGCUUUAGAGUUUCACUAUACAAGGUCUCUGCCCAAACAUGAGCGGCUUGUCGACCUGCAUGGCUCCGUGAUCGAUCACACGUAUGGCGGCGGCUCCAGCAUCGCUGUGCUGCUUAUCAUGGAGCGGCUACACAGAGACCUCUACACAGGCCUGAAGGCUGGUUUGUCAUUGCGGGAGAGACUUCAGAUUGCUCUGGAUGUGGUGGAGGGGAUCCGUUUCCUCCACGGUCAGGGUCUCUUACACAGAGACAUAAAGCUAAAAAAUGUUCUGUUGGAUAAACAAAACCGUGCAAAGAUCACUGACCUGGGCUUCUGUAAACCAGAGGCCAUGAUGUCUGGCAGCAUUGUUGGAACUCCCAUUCAUAUGGCUCCAGAGCUGUUUACAGGAAAGUAUGAUAACUCUGUUGAUGUCUACGCUUUUGGGAUUCUUUUCUGGUAUCUGUGCACUGGUUCAGUGAAGCUUCCAGAAGCUUUUGAGAAAUGCUCCAGCAAGGACCAGCUCUGGACCAAUGUUAAAAAAGGUGCCAGACCAGAGCGACUGUCCACUUUUGAUGAGGAAUGCUGGCAGCUGAUGGAGAUCUGCUGGAACGGGGACCCUUCCAAGAGACCCCUGCUCGGUAUUGUGGAGCCCAGCCUGCAAAGUAUUAUGGACCGGCUCUGCAACUGCGGCUCCGAGCAGAAAAGCAGCAGCCUCGAGGAUUCAAACUGAAAACACUCCCAACAAACUAACACAUGCACGAUAGGUAUUCUGAUCCGAAAAGUAUUUUUGUUGUAUUUAUGAAGAACGGAGCUGAACGGGGUAUUUCUGAAGAACAGGUGACCAAUGAAAAUGUCUGAGUUGUCCUGCUUGUUCACAGUUGUUAGAUUCCCGCUAUUUAUGAGGAGCUGAUACAGACCAGAAGUUUGCAAAUAUGUGUUUUAUUGUUUGUGCUUUGUGUAUUUGUAUACAAACUCUACAACAUGCUUUUGUCAUAGCUGCAGUGCUAAUUGCUCCUUUGUCAUAGAAAUUAUACUAGAUGCAAAUUGUUUUAAAACAUAGUCCAUUCCCAGUAUUAUGAAAAAAUAUAAAUAUAUAAAAGAUUAAUUUUAGAUUGUAUUUAAACUGAACAUGUCUGUAUCUAUACAAAUGCGUCUUUUUUAAUAAAAUGAUCUGUUACAACAAAUUUAUUAUAUACUGAGGAUUUUGUCUGAGAUAAAGAGUUCAGAAAGCUAUAAUUUAGGAGCCUGAAGGAAUUAAUUUUUUUGCCGUUUGCUCUUCCAAAUUCAUGGAAAAAAUUGUGUUGUCUGGAAAAAAAAAGAGUAAUCUUGUGACCAACCAGUGCAAUUGCUGUUCAAAAGUACAAAAUUCUGAUAAUGACAUCAUAUUUCAACAAGUUUCCAAUGGUAACAUGAGUUUAGGGAACACUUCAUUGUUGAAAGGAAUCUUGUUUUAACAUUUGAACAAAACAGGAGGAUUGUGUGUUUCAUGUUGGUGUCUCUGUACGGUGCCACGGCAAAGCUGGAGAAUUUGAAACCUCUUGGUUCUCCUAAAUCAUCCAAAACUGAAUGGUAAUUCUGCUAAAUAACGUGCUAAUUGUGUAUGUUGUUUUUAUUUAUUAACAUAUAUAAAUAAAUAGCAUAUUUUUUCUUAUAUCAAUUAAAUUUUAACAUUGUGUUUCCCAUUCAGAAGCAGCAGGAGCUCAGCAGAAAAGAUGAAGUUCUGGACUGGCAGGAAGCAGCAAUAGCACCACCUAGUGGAAGCUGAAUUAGUGAGGAUGACUCCUGCUCCUGUCAUCUCUAAGCUCCUCACACAUCUUUACCUGCACAUGAGGAAAAUCACUCCUGUAGAAUGCAGAUGCACAAUGAGGGACGUCUGCAGAGACUGAGAAAGAGUCUCACCACAUCCUGACAUGAGGAAAAAGACUUUAUUGAAGACUACAAUGAGAAAAACUAUCAGACAGCAGACGGCUGCAUUCAAGGUGAGCUCUGAACAUUUGAUCUGGAACAGGAAUUCAAUAACGGCAGCAUGAGCUUCAUUUCAGUCUGUAGCUGCUGAAUUCAUGGAUGAAUCAUCUGGCACUAGAGAGGAAGACCAUCAAACAUCCACAUCAGCUGAUGGAGGUCCAAGAGUCUCACCAAACAACCAACCUACAGAGUGAAGACCUCAAAUCUGAUUGGACGGCCUCCUAUUCAGCCACAUGUGAACAAAUGCCUCUAAGCUGAUUUGUUUUCUAAAAUAAAUCUAGUUUGAGUCCUAA